Diprion similis is the source of this 3739-nucleotide messenger RNA. Its product is annotated as lebercilin. Lineage: Eukaryota; Metazoa; Arthropoda; Insecta; Hymenoptera; Diprionidae. The coding region runs from base 192 to 3218 and encodes 1008 amino acids. The record is from RefSeq and is a predicted model, not a curated record. Gene Ontology annotation, cellular component: axoneme. Gene Ontology annotation, biological process: intraciliary transport. The transcript is spliced from 9 exons.
GAAAAUCAAUUAUUGGUCAAUAUAUAAUGCAUGUGGCGUGUUGCCGUGGUAACUAUUUAAAAACAAUCAUGGAUGCCAAUCAGCCAGCAAUGUAUUUCUGUCAAUUGCAUGUAAUCCAAAAAAUAUAAUGUCCGGAAAUAUGCUUGCAAUGUAGAAAUCUAAUAACCAUUUCUAGUAGUGCUUGUUGCAAAAUGCAAACCGAAGUGCCGGCACUACCUGUAGUAUGCUCAGAUGGGUGUAAGCAGCUUACUAGGAAAAUUGCCGACGAUCCAAGCAUUACAGCAGCUUCAAUAAAAAGUCAAUCGGCAUGCAAAAGUGCCGCUAUUCUUUUAGCCAAACGAAAGCAGUUACAUCCUUUACUCGGCGGUCCUUAUUACAAAAACAGUGCACGGGUAUAUACCCUCACUGAGCCUACAAAAUCUCUGGCGAGGAAUCCUGUAGGGCAAAGGGUGCUCUCAGCAAAAAUGUUGCGUGUGAAACAACUGCAAAAUCAAUUAACCGAUGCACAUUACCACUUGAACGAAUUAGCCAAUGAAAACAGGCUCUUGAAAGCACUGCAGAAACGACAAGACUCGGCACUACGACGUUACGAAGGAACCAACGCUGAGUUACCACGUAUCAUUAAUUCACACCACGAGGAGCUUAGGGUUCUUCAAACUAAGUAUAAGAAACUUAAAGCCCAACAUAAAGAUACUUGUGAUUUGUUAAAGGAGAAAGAAAACGAGCUGCAUAAUCUACAGGCACAAAAUAAGCAUCUCUUGCAGUUGAGCAAGGAUCGCAGUCUCGGUGAAAGAGAAAAACUGCAAGGCCAAGUCUCAGAUUUGAAUCAUAGAAUCAAACGACAGAACGAAACCAUUCAGAUGUUGCACAGGAAAUUGGCACUUGAGAGUAAAAGUUUGAAACAUCAAUUAAAUUCUGAAAUAGCUAAAAAUAAAAUAGCACAAAGGCAUUUGAAUAAAACGAUGGAGAAACUGAAAUGCUUAGAAGAAUUAUUGGAUAACAGAGAAAAAAAGCUAUAUUAUAGUGGCCAGUUGCCGGUCUUCAACAAACGUAGAAAUAUGACUAGUCAAUCGCUUACGAAUUUAGCAGCCGAUGGAAGCAAUGCCACAGAAAUUAGAAAGACUGUCAUGAGAAACAGAAAUAUUCAAGACCAUGAAAUAUCAGAUAAAACUUUGUCAACUCUGGAAGAGUGCGAACCAGAUGUGAAUCCAAAAAUAAGUGAAACUAUCACCAAUUUGACAGUGGAUGCUUCAUCAGUAGCCCCUAAAACAGAGACAAUGGCUAGCUUGGAUCAAGUCCGCAAAUUCAGACUACAAAGGUCUCCUUUAACUCAGAAAUUGAGUGCUCGAGAUAGAUUGAGGGAAAGAUUAAAUGAAGCUGAAUUUGAGGAAAGAGAAGAUACCGAAAAUUCUCUUGAUCCUGAACGUUUCCAGAAUUUAUACGCCAACUCAAACACAAAUCAGCAAGAUAUCAGUGUGUAUGAAUCAGAAUUAUUGAAUAUUGAACAGGGUCUGGCGAACCAAAACGAAGGAAGUGCGUACAAAUUACCGCGAGAACUCAGAAAAGAAUUUGGCUAUUCGACUAACGAAAGUGAAACUGAAGACGAAACUAUUCACCAUACAGAGAAAAAGCAACCAAAUGAAGUCGAUCCGACUAUAGCUUCGAAAGAAUUGCACGCAAGAUUGGUCAAAAAAAUGUCACCUAAUAUCGAUAGUAAAACAUUGGCUCAAGAAAAGGAGAAUAGAAAAGCAUUUACGGAAGAAGAAUUGGAAAGGUUCGUUAAUGAGAAGCUUAAGUUUAAACGAGAAUCCAUUGUGCAAGAAUUGUCAAAGAAAAGUUUCAGCAAAGCUGAGUGCAAAGCUGAAAUGAGGCAACUCCGGGCAGCCGCUGGCAUAUCUGAAAGUGAUUCUGAGACUGACAGUGGAUCUGAAUCAAAUAAAGAACAAGACAAAUACGGUUUCGUUCUCAAGAAUGCACCUGAAGAUUCUGAAAGGGAAAAUAUUCAUCAUCUGAGCGAGGAGUUUUUUAAAUUUGAUGUUCAUAAUCAAUCUGAUUCAGGUUCAGAAGCAGAAAAACCGGCAAAACACACCAAGUCUAGGGUACCCAAGAGUUUGGACGUAAAACGUAGGUUUUCCAAAAGCCCAAUUCUUUCAACUAAUACGAACGAAGAUGUGUGUUCAAAGUCACCGGACAAUACAUAUGAAGGUGGGAAGCAACGUUUAAUGGAUAUAACCAAGUCUUGGAGUGAAUUACAGGAAAAGAUUAUGAGGGAGCGUGAAACAUCCGAAAAGCAAAUUCUGGCUUUAGAGACUGAAUUGGAAGAUGGUGUGAUAUUAGAACGAAAAGGUGUACAAAGAAAGGACGAUGAUGAGAUAAAAAAAUUGUUAAAUAAUAAAAAGCUUUCUUUACCUCUGAGCAGCAGAGAUAAUUUGAAAGAAAAUGUUGAACAGAAAUUACAUGAAAUUGAUAACAAAGAAGGUAAAAAGUUCGCACAACCACGAAGAAACUCGAUUUCUCUGGGAAGUAUGAACCUAGGAAUAGAGGCGCAUGGAACUGCAGCAAGUAAAGAUUGCAGGUCAGCCAAUAAAUUUGAAACUCAGGAAUCACAAUCAAGUGAAUGUAAGUUAGAUGAAAAAACUCAUGAAAAAGAUAAAACUACAAUGGAAAGGGAUCUGCUUGCAUCAUACCCAAGUGCUGGAAGUAAGUUUACAUCAAACAUUGAAAACGAUUUGAGUGAUAUAGAUGCCACACAAGCUGCACUUCAGAGUAUGGUAUUAGAAACCAAGAAAGAAAUAAACGAAAGUCUAAAAUUGAAGUCAAAGCCGAACGGUAUAAUGAAAAUGGAUAAUUUGAAGAAGAUGUCUAAUCAUACGGAGCAAGAAAUAGAUCUCCCUAAAAAAGGUAAAGCCUUGGAUAAAACCUUACAGAAAAAAACUCCUGCAUACAGGGAAGAAAUGUCUGCAGAGGCAAAAAUGAUAAGUUAUAAUAAAGAAAAGUUACUAGCUGCGAUGAAAGCUAUCGAUAAUAAUGAAAAUGUAGAGUUUCUAGAUUUGCAAAAGUCCCAACGUGGUAACGGAAGCAGCAGAUCGCAAAUAACCGAAAACCUCUAUCGUGGCGUACCAACUCAUACCAAGAAAAAAGAUGAUCUCAUAAAAGAAUUAUUCGGGGAUGGCAAAGGUGACACGAAAUCUCGAAAUGGAUGUACAAAGAUGCACUAAGCGAAAUUAUAACUGUGCAGUGGUUUGUACACGUAGGAAUUGAAUUGCUGGUUGCAUAAAGGUUGUAGGAGCAAUAUAAUACAUGAGUAUUUGGAGAUGAACAUGUGCUGACUGACACAAGAUUGAAUGCAGCUAUGACGAGAGAUGCAAUCAUUAAAUUGGGACGGUAUACCUUUGAAGAUUCAAAAUAUACGAGUUAUAGAAAACGAAGACAAUCCAUGUUGUCAAGUCUUGUGGGGUCUAUGAAUAUUAUAUUAAUAUUCAAUCCAAUAGGAUACUUGAAUAUUUAUUAAUUUUUGAGCUAAACUAUAUGUUAAAAAAAUUAUAUUUGUACAAAAUGUAUGUUUUCUAUCAGUGUACAAAGUGUAAUGUCAAAUAUCAUAUAUUAUUACUAUAAUUCAACUCGUGGAGAAGAAUUAAAGCGAUUUCUGAUACGAAUUUAUCUUCUUGUUGUCCGUAAAAUACAUGAUAUGAUAAUGUAUAUAAAUAUAUGUAUGCAGUAUCAAGAGACUGAGUAAUCU